AGGGGGAAACUGAUAUGAGCAACUACACAUUUUCUUUUUUAGGAUAUUACAUUGUGUUGUGGAUGACUUUAAGUAAAUGUAAGUGUACGAAAGUAAUAAUUAUGCAAAUUGCCACGGAAAUAAAAUUUUGAUAAUGAAUUUUCUAUAAAAUUGGAAUAUUAGAAUUGUUUACUUGCGCAGUGCCUCUCUUUCACAUUUUUCCAAACUGCAUGGUGACCUCUGAGGUCAAUGUACAUCGGAGAUUAGGAACAGGAAUUACUGUCAGGAAGACAAUAAUUCAUGAAUCGACAUUUUCUGCUGAUAUUGACUGCAUGGUUUAUUGCUUCAAAUCCACUCUGAUUCAAUGAGAUUAUAUAUAUAUUCAUGCAAUCACAAAUAUGUUAUUGUGUGUAUUUGUUCUUUUAUUUUUCAAUUUAUUUACUGUCAGUUACCGCUUGUAUUGCUUUAAAUCUAGGCUGCUUAAAAAGUGAAGAUUGUGGUUGAGGACCUCUUGUUUAUCUACAAGGAUUGCGGGGAAAGGGUACUGUAAAAAAGAGAGAUUUUCCUAGCGUGUAGUGCACUAAAUACUUGGCAUGUUCUAUGAUUGGGGUCUACUAAGCUGUGGAUGUAUAUAUACUUUGUCCUAAGGCCUAAAAGUUUAUCAAUAAAUGGAGAAAUUCUUAGAGGAUAAAUUAAAGAUAUUGUUUAUUUAUUGGAUAUAUAUACAAAUUGCAGCUUGAAUUCAAACAAAAUCAGUUUACUGUGACCAUUGCUGUUGGAUAUUCUGAUUGGAAGUGAAUCCGAUAACUAAAUCGUAUAAUUCAAUCAUAUUAGCCAGCAGCUUAAACUUCUGUGAGCCACUCUGUCUGACAGUCUGAGUUCAAAAUACAUGUAAUUAGGUAAAAUGUGUGAUAUUUGUGUUUGUGAAUUAACUUGUUUCUGUGUUGCACCAUUCUCUUACCAGAGGGUGCAUUACACAAGCCUCAUUCUCUUACCAGAGGGUGCAUUACCCAAGCCUCAUUCUCUUACCAGAGGGUGCAUUACACAAGCCUCAUUCUCUUACCAGAGGGUGCAUUACGUAAGCCUCAGUUAGCCAAUGUGCCCUCUAGUUAGCUUUACAUGGAUCAGUAUAGUUUUCUGUAUAUCUGAUAAGAUCAACAGUCUUUGUAAUGACGCAGCACUGUGUCAAGGACAAUUUAUCUUAAGAUUUGAAUCUGCGUGAAAUUAAGCUUGACUGUUGAGGGAAGUUGUGUCCCUCAUCUGUCGGUAAGCUUACCCAGUGGAGAAAUUAUGCAGACAACUAUUAGGGUAUAAUAAUGAUUUGAACCCAUGGUGUUGUUUUUAUUGGUGCUGCUGGCAUUUAUGGACAGUAGGGUCAAGUAUUUUAGAUGGUCAGUUUCUAAGAAUCUGUUAAACACUAUACAUAAUUCUAACAUGCAUGGACUGGAUCAUCUAUGGAUGUAUGCCUACAUUUUCUGGAUGUAGUUUUUGUCUGUUUGUUGCAUUUAUGGAUGCAUGCAAACAUUCAUGCUACGUCUGUCAGAAUGACAUAUGUAUUUGAUGUACCACCUAGGUUACGGUGAAUUCAUAUAAAACUAAGUCAGGAAUGUCAGCAGUUUCUUCAUUUUCUGAUGAAUUAUUACAGAGAUACAUGUAUAUGCAUACCCUAAUUGAGUUGAAUAUUGUUUAUUGUCAUUUUCAAUCAAAAAUUAUUUAAAAACCAUGGACAAAAUUACUUCAACUAUGAUUUUUAGCCAAAGGCUCAAGUGAGCUUUUCUGAUCAAAAUUUGUCCGUUGUCUAGCUGUCGUUGUUGUUGUAAACUUUUCACAUUUCCAUCUUCUUCUCCAUAACUAGUGGGCCAAUUUCAACCAAACUUGGCACAAAGUAUCCUUGGGUAAAGGUCUUUCAAAUUUGUACAAAUGAAGGGCCAUACCCCCUUCAAAGGGGAGAUAAUCACAAAAAUGCAAAAAUAGGGUGGGGUCAUUUAAAAAUCUUCUCAAAAACCACUGGGCUAAAGGAACUGAAAUUUACAUGAAAGCUUCCUGUCAUAGUGCAGAUUCAAGUUGGUUAAAAUCAUGGCCCCUGGGGUAGGUUGGAGCCACAAUAGGGGAUUAAAGUUUUACAUGGAAUAAAUAGGGAAAAUCUUUAAAAAUCUUCUUCUCAAGAACCACUGAGCCAGAAGAGCAAAGAUUUACAUGAAAGCUUCCUGACAUAGUGCAGAUUCAAGUUUGUUAAAAUCAUGGCCCCUGGGGGUAUAAUGGGGCCACUAUAGGGGAACAAAAUUUGACAUACUAAUAUAUAGAGAAAAUCUUUAAAAACCUUCUCUAGAAUCAUUGGGCCAAAGAAGUUUACAUUUACAUGAAAGCUUCCUAACAUAAUGCAGAUUCAAGUUUGUAAAAAUCAUGGUCCCCUUUGGUAGGUUGGGGACACAAUAGGGACCAAAGUUUUACAUGCAAAUAUGUAUGGAAAAUCUUUAGAUAUGGGCCAAGGUGACUCAGGUGAGCAAUGUGGCCCAUGGGCCUCUUGUUUUCGUAUGUUUUAUUAAAUUAGAGUAGUAUAUAGGGGUAAAAAAAAAAUGGUUUACAAAAUUGGUUUUCUUUUUGUAAAUACUUUGAUAAUGGUACAUGUAACUAUGGAGAGAUUGAUACACUGUGUAGCUGAUGAAAGUGAGCACAAGAUCCAUAUAUUAAGACAAUUACAAGCUGAUAUUCAAGGUAAUCCAUUAAGUGAUAAAUAUGUUAUCUUAGUGCUGAAAAGCAAAGGUAUACAUUGGUAGUAAUGUUUGAAUUUAUAUUUCAAAAAUACAGGUAUAGAUUUCAUUAAGAGCAAAUGACCAUCAUUAUAUCAUAAGGUAUAAAUACUUCAAAGAUUAAAAUUAUUAUGUAUAAUAAAUUGCUAUAAUUGGAGUUAUACUUCUUCGGUUUAUAGCAACUGUAUGGGCAUAAUAUUUUUAUUUAAUCAUUUGUAAUGAAUAUUUUAUAUUCUCAGCUGCUUGGAUUCAAUGUCUUUGAAAGCUGGCUGAUUAAUUAAGGUAUAAAAGAAAAGCCCCUGUUAGAGUACUAUACAGCUAUUACAACCAACUAAUAGCUAUAAUUGCUGUCAGCUUUGGGAGGCUGUGAAACUUUACAGGCUUUAUUGAUCAGGGACUAUCUCCGUAUCUGUUGUCUUUUACCAAUCGGGAACCAGUAAAUUAUCUCAGAGGAGAGCGUGGAAGUUAGGUCUAUCAUUAACCAGAAUUUUCUCUGCGAUAGAUGCUGUCAUUACAGGUGUCUUGGGACUUGCAGGAUUUUUGUGUACAGUAGAGUAAAGAGAGACUGUUGAGUUUCAGUUUGCUGUGAAUGAACUUUAGCAUGCAUGGCCGGAAGCAGAAAAUCUACAAAGAGUAGGAAAUAGGUGGAACAAAAUGUUUUAUGUGUCGGUUCGUGGAUACUUUUGUGUGUAUUCCUAUCUGUAAUAGUAAUCCCGACAAUUGUUCACUAGUGGUUCGGUGCAGGUGAAAGUAACAAAGGACUUCAGGCCAAAUGUGUAUUAUUUUUGUUUGGAAAACUUUGGAUAUAGCUGAUUUUUUAAAUAUGUGCUAUACACAGUUCACUAAUCAGUAUGGCUGUUUGGGUAGAGGAUAUUUAACCUAAUAAUUUAUAUAAUGGAAGUUUAAACCUGUGUAUUUUUGGCAGUUGCUUACAAAUGUGUGAUUUAACAAUGUAGUUUUCGUGUCAGUGAGGAGAAUUCCGACUGUUGCGUGCUAUUUGUAUAAUUACAUUUUGACUUUGAUGGGACUGUUGUGACUGUGAGAUUGUUAGAGACAGGGUAUUUUUGUUGUGGGGAAAUUAACAUCCAAAAGAGAAUUCAAGGCCAUGCCAUUUGACAUGCAUGUUAAUUGUUAUAACGUUUGAUGACAUUUGACAUGCAUGUUGUUAUAAUGUUUAAUGUAUUCAUAAACUGCGUUGUAAGUUCUUCUCUGUAGUAUUGUACAGAUAAUGCUGUGGCAUUUGGACUCCAUGCAAAUAUUAAACCCAAUCUCUUUCUUCAUGCACUGCUGGGUUUUUAGCUCACUAAAACAUUGCAGAGCAGAUGAUAAAAGGUGAAUUAAGCUCCAAACAUGAAUAUUUUUAUCAUCAACAAAGCUCUAGUGUUUCUAACGACGACAGUGGAUUAGCCGUCUUAAUGGAUCACUGUGUUCAACAGAUAUUGCUGAGGCUAGCUGUUAUAUUCCUAUGUUUGUCGGCAUCUUGUGGUAGCUAGUCGAGCUAUCAGUAUUAGUUUGUGGUAGCUAGUCGAGCUAUCAGUACAUUAGUUUGGGUAUUGCUGUCAUGUAUCACAGUGAGUUCAGCUCACUCGUAGUCCCCCCGAGAGAUUUAUAUGCUGGUGAGCCCAGCUUGUGAUGUGUGAAGUCCUACAGGCUUACUGCAGUGUGUGAAGAUGUUCACCAAGAAGCUGGAAGGUUUAGAUGCUGGAGGAGGAGGAGGGAGACAUGGCAAAACUUCCCUGUUGUGUUGUUGUAUUCAGAAAUCACAGUCAUAUUCUGAGACACUGUCAGCAAAUAAACAAGAAAUAGAGAGUUAUGGAACCAUAGAGGGAUCCCAGGUGACCAAUGAUCUCAAAGGUGAUGAUGCAGAUGGACACAGUACAUUGACCAAUAGGUCACAAAAGAAAAAGAAGAAGAAAGAAAGAAAUGCUUAUGCCUAUGAUGAUACCAGCUCUUCCAGUGACAGCGAUGAUGAAAUACUGAAGCGCUACCAAGAAACACUGAAGCAUAGAGGCAGCAUACAGCGCUCGGACACCAAGCAGAGCAUCAGUAGUCUACAAAACGGUGGAGCAAAAAGGAAAAGUAGGACAUUUGAGAGCAAGGCAUCUUUGAUCAAGGAGACGAGAAGUCCUGCAGAUUUGUCUAGUGCUGAGGAAGAGGAUGGAACUGUGAGUCCGGAGAGAGUUCAGUCUGACGUCAAUUCGGGGGAACCUCUGGGCUCCCAGGAGUAUCUGUCCCCGUCUGCGACAGAUUCGCAGCAGCAUCUGGUGUAUGAGAACAAGGCAUACGACCAAGAGGACAAAAUGUCUACCACCGAGGAUGGAACACUGUCUGUACAGAGUGAAAGCAUGUUACCCGGCCCUGAGGAGGAUGACGAGCACCUGUUUGAUGUCAGUGACAUGGAUCGAGAGGAACCAUCAUUAAUUUCAAAAUGCGGCAGUCUGGAGAUGACAUUUAAGUACAACCCGGACCGGGGGAAGAUGGCAAUCACAAUCCACCAAGCACAGGACAUCCCAAGUAAGGAGAGGGGCGGGGCCAGUAAUACACAGGUCAGGAUCCUGCUGCUUCCCACCAAAAAGCAACGCUACAAAACUAAAGUCAAAGCUGGGGAAAACCCAGUGUUCAGUGAAAACUUUGUCUUCAACAAGAUUCCUCAAGAGGAAGUUUAUGACAUGGGGAUGCGAAUUCGGCUGUAUGGCAUGGAACGGAUGCGCCGUGAACGUAUGAUCGGGGAGACAAUUAUUGGCUUUGCGUCGCUAAAUCUGGACGUCACUUCCACCCACUGGAUCAUUCUGGAGCCGCGGAGUAACCUCAGUGCUGCAGACUCGCGAUUUGACGUGUCCAGUUUAUCACGCAGUGACAGUGCAUCAUCCACGCAGUCCAUGCAGCAUGGAGGAAUGCCAGAACUUCUGCUGGGCCUGUCGUAUAAUGGCACAACUGGACGACUGCAGGUGGAGGUCAUCAAGGGAAGUAACUUCAAAAACAUGGCCAUGACAAGACCCCCAGCACUACAGAAGUCUUCAAGUCAGUUUGUCAAGAAGCUAGACACUUACGUAAAACUGACAUUGAUGUCCCCAACUGGACAGGAAGUAGCUCGUAGUAAGACGUCCGUACGCCGUGGUCAGCCAAACCCACUAUUCAAGGAGGCGUUCAUGUUCCAGGUGGCGCUGUUUCAACUAGCAGAAGUCACUUUAAUGGUGUCUGUUUACAAUAAACGGAGCAUGAAGAAAAAGGACAUGAUUGGAUGGUUUGCACUUGGUUUAAACAGUAGUGGGGAGGAGGAACAGGCCCACUGGACAGAUAUGAGGGAGUCCAAGGGGGAUCAAGUGUGCCGCUGGCAUGUACUUCUGGAGUCCUAGGUUCUACACACAGGAAACAGAAUACGAGAGAUGAGGGAUAUGAAACAGAGGUUGUGAUCCAUGGAUAGACCGACUUUAUAAAGAAAAUAGCCCACACAAUAAAAUGAAAGAGUUUCCUAGUACCAUUUGACCAAAUUUGUAUGCACCUAGAAAAAAUAAAUGCACCAUGUAUAGCUUUAACCCAGUAAUGAAUACAUGUACUGAUAAGAUUUUUCUUUAUUCUCUGAAAAGUUGAUUUCACAUGUUUACAAAGAAGGUGUUAUUAUUUCUCAUUUAAACACUAGAAACAAUGGCAUAAAACUAAAAGUCUCUACAACCAAAAAUAUAAAUAAAAAGUAGAGAAGCAAUUACAUUGUGUUCAAAAGUGUCCACUUAUGGUUUAACUUUUAUCUACUUACAGGAUACUGAAAUGAAGAGACACGCUAUAUAUAUAAUUGUUUACCAUUCAUAUUUCCCAUUUAGUAUUCUGCAUAGCUGUUUCUUCAUUUCUAUGUAUUGAUUUCAACAGUAUUAACUUGAAUAUUGAGACAAGUAUUGCAGAAGUUUGUGUGCCUCCGUACUUACGUCGACGUUACAGCUUCUCUGCUGUGCUAUUUAUGGGGUGUUUUUUUUUAUCCUGAAAUCAUAAUUUUACCUACUCUUGAAGUCCGUUUCAUAUCAUGGACUCUUGAAAUUACCAACACAGCCUGUACUAUAAUGUCAGCUGAUUUUUUUCUACAGCAGUUUUCAUGUUUUCUUAUAAAUCAUAUUUGUUUCAUAGUUUGAAGUAGAUCAUAGUACAUCUUGAUCAUUCGAUUAUUUCUUUUAAAUGAAUAUUUGGAGAUUACAGUUAAAAGUACUUAUAAGUCUGCUUCAUGGUUCCAUCUUUGUCUCGCUGAUGUGAUAUGUACAUUUAUUUUGACAUAUACCAGUAUGGCACAUUGCCAUCAUUCAGCGUACUAGGGUGUAUACAGAAAAGUUAUAUUCCGUAAAAUACUGAAUUUUACAUACAGAUAUAGACGUGUAGUAAAAAAAAUAUCUGUACAUAUAUUUGUUGCUAAAUUGACUAAAAGUUCUUUAUUUUAUCAACCUGAGUGCUAAGUCGGUUUAUAAAUGAUUAGUGCUCUGAGUAGAAGGUGGGGUGUCCUAACAGAAGGUUGUGUUUUACAAGACUUACAUUCCAAGCACUGAUAUAUUAUAUAAUUAUUAUCCUAAUUUACAUUCUAAUUCAUUGUUUUAUUCAGGUUGGUUGUUUUUACAGUAUGAAAUCCAUAAUGCUUUAAUCUAGUAAUUUGAUGUUCAGUUUUAUAUUAAUCAAUGCUGCAAUAUUUAGCAGUCAACUUUUACGACAUUCUUGCUGAUAGUCUCAAAUCGUACAAGACAUGUUCUUUUCUCCAGUCGAUAUUGUGUAUGUUAGUAAUGGUAAUAGGACUAUUUAUGAUGUGAAUCUAAUAAUUGGCUCUUUUAAAUGACUGCAUACUCUUAAACACAAUUGUCAAUCAUUUUUGAUUUUUAGAAAAUUGUUUGCAGAAUUUCGAAAGCUUGAUGAAAAAGCUGCACAUUUACAGAUCAUUUUCCUUUCCUCAAAUAGUGAUGAGUUUUGUGAAAAUAUAUGUAUAAAAAAUCUCAUUGGUAGAAAUAUUAAUCUUGUUCAUGCAGUCGUUCUGUUUUAGAAAACUGGCGCUGAAAAUAAUGAUUGUCGACAAAAAAUUAUGACAGACAAUAAAGAUGUCAAAUUACAAGAAAUGUCACACAAUUAGUUUUAACUAUUACCAUGGCUGUGCGUGGUUACGUAAGAAUUGAAGUCUGAAAAUAAUAAAUGUACAUCUAUUUGUACAAAAUCUCUUGGGCUUGAAUUUUCUUAUUUUUUCAGGAGCCAAAUUAGAUCCACAUCAUAUUUAGAACCCUGUGUUGAUUUUUGUGUUUUGAUAUUUUAUUAGUAAAGUGUUAAGUAUACGAUGAAUUCUAGACUUGUUGGAAAUUCACUUAAUUGAUCGCAGGUUGUAUUCUGUCAAUUCCAUGCAAUUUCCACCAAAUUAUGCGUAAUAUUGUUUUAUUUUAUAGGCAUGUUGACUUGUAUUGUUUUUAAGAUGAGUUUAUUUAUACAUCUGUUACUGUGUAGAAAAUAUGUAGUGUUUUGUUCUGAAAGUGCAAAUACUGGUUUAGAUUUUGGUUGUGAAUCUCAUUGUUGGGGUAGGAGUUAUAAGUAUACAAUUUAAAAUUCAUCAACAGAGCACUUUGCUGUUAUGAGUUUCUGCUUGUAUAUUUUAACCCCAUUUAUUUUUGCCGUUUUCAUCCUUUUUGUCUUUGAUACUUUGAGAAGAGAUUUAAAGUGAAGUUGAUAUGAAAUGGGUAAUAUCACUUUUAAUGACAUUAUGACAGUAGGGCAAGUUUACAAUGAGUGAAUUUGUUUAUCUAAUAUUUGUUUUAUGUAAUGAAAUACCACAAACUGAAAAGUUACAAAAAUGUCAAAUUUUAUGUUUAUAAUCUUUAAUGUGCAAGACAAUUUACUGAGAAUAUUAUAUGUGUAUUUUUUAUUGUCAAUUACAUUAAUUUCCACUCUCACUGGUAAUUAGUUCACAGAAGGUGAAAAAAACAACAACCAAGAACUGUUUUUAAAAUAAUGUCAUUAAUCAAACUACAACUACAGCAGAUCACAGAAGAAAAAAUGGAUUGAUUCAAUGCCAGCAUGUUUUGUUAUUGUGAUAUAUAAAUGUUGUUAAUUGUUUAGUUGUAAAUUUGACUUUUAUAUGACCUAGAACUGUUCUUGAAGGUUGUUUUUUUUUUUGCAGUAAAUGAUGGCAUAAUUGUUCAGAACUGUUAAUGAGAAAUAAAUUGUUCAGUAAAGAUCAAAUAAAAACUUAAUAAGUUUCAA
This is a messenger RNA of Ostrea edulis (European flat oyster), 8939 nucleotides long. RefSeq names its product synaptotagmin-14-like. The coding region runs from base 4400 to 6085 and encodes 561 amino acids. NCBI's taxonomy places the organism in Eukaryota, Metazoa, Mollusca, Bivalvia, Ostreida, Ostreidae. The transcript is spliced from 9 exons. The record is from RefSeq and is a predicted model, not a curated record.